Molecule: messenger RNA, 756 nt
Organism: Acaulospora morrowiae
Lineage: Eukaryota; Fungi; Glomeromycota; Glomeromycetes; Diversisporales; Acaulosporaceae
Source: the annotation of a GenBank genome assembly
AUGAAAUUCAACAUCGUAGCAUUCGCCCUUACCUUAGUUUCCAUCUUAUUGCUUACAUCAAACUCUGCGCAGGCCUGUGAAGCGAGCUGCCAGGUCGGCAUUAGCAAAGCUUUUUCGGAUGCCUACACCAUCGAAAUCGACUCCAUCUUUUCGAAAUUCGUAAAAGACCUCUCAACCUCCUCCCUAUUCGAUGGUGUUAAGAUUCACACUUCAUUAAAAGCCAAAAUCGUAGAUGCCAUCACGUCUUCCAUCAAAAAUCAGAAAAAUAAUUUUGAAGGGAAUCUGGUUGAUCUGGUGAAAAAUUCCAUUUUCAAUGAGAAACCUCGGUUCAAAGGUCAAUGUCAGAAUCCAUUAAGGGUCGUACAGCCACCUGCAGGUGUUAACUGGACCCUUACUGAUUGCGAGAAGCAAGAUUACAUUUGCGGUAAUCCUCCGGCCAUAUGUCAUUUCAUGAACGGAAUUGUUAAACCGAGAAAUGUGAACGACAUCAACAGUGCCUUUGCCAGUAUGGUGAAUUCUGCAAGCUUUUUGGAUACGGUUAAGAAGGGAAUUGAAUCGGCCGCCAGCAACGGUGGAUUGAAGGGGAAGGAUUUGGAUAACGCUGUUAAUGGAAUUACAAAUAAUUUCCAAAAAACUCUACCAGGGUUCAAUAAAACUUUUGUUGAAGACUUUUGCGCUGGGAUUAAAGGUCGUAACGCAACCACCUGCGACAAAUACGACGAUAACAUCAAAUCGAUCUUGUUGUCGUUCCCCUAG